UGUGCAGCCUUUGCUUCAUUUAGUUGGACGUUUGGUGAAUUCCUGUGUAAAUUUGUCAAUUAUAUGCAGAAUGUGUCCAUGAUUUGCUCAGUAAUGACUUUAACAGUAAUGAGUAUUGAGAGAUGGGUGGCUAUAUUAUAUCCUCUGAAAGCAAAAUAUCUGUGUACCUAUUCUCAUGCACGACAAAUGAUAGCUGCCAUAUGGACAACAUCUUUUAUCAUGGCUAUACCUGUAUUGAUUGGCCAGAAACAUAUCUUAGUUGGGGAGAGAAUCAAGGCUUAUUGGUGUAUAACUGAGUGGUCGUCAACAGAAAUGGAGAUAUUAUUUGAAGUUUACAGAUUUACUCUACUAUUUAUAAUACCCAUGACAGUGAUGAUUAUAGCUUAUACUGGAAUCUGUAAAGAAUUAUUACAAUUAUCAUCAGUACGAGGAAAUCUUACAUCGUCUUCAUGUGGAAAAAGACCGACAGCAACCAGUUCAGAUAGAAACACGUCAUCACCUUCUGAUGACAAAUCUGAUAUUCAAAAGUUGAAUAAGAAAAACAAAACAGACGAUGUUGAUGAAAAGACCAUGAAGGUUAUCCAGAUGUUGAUAGUAGUGGUGGUGCUGUUUGCUAUUUGUUGGGGACCAAUUCUAAUCAACAAUCUUCUAGUAGCUGUUGGAGCUAUAGAAAAAUAUCAUUAUGACUAUUUAAAACCGAUGAGACAAGCCUUCUUUCUGAUGUCUUAUUUCAACAGUUGCUCCAACCCAAUUGUGUACGGAUUCAUGUCCAAACAUUUCAGACGCAGUUUUCAGCGUGCUAUUAUGUCAUGUUUUUGCUGUCAAGAUAAAAAGUCAUUCCAUAAAAUCCGGUACAGCUUAAAUGCAACCAGAUCAACAGUAUUGUAUAGUGGACAUCUGAAUAGAACCGGACAACGGCAAGACAAGGACAUCAAGAAGAAUGUCGGGCAUUUUUAUCGGACUGACACUGCUUCUCCUAUGGUUGGAAUAAAACUCUCUGCGCUGGCUUCACCUGCCAAAAGAAACACCGUCAAUAGAAAUAAAGUAUGA
Lottia gigantea (owl limpet) is the source of this 1050-nucleotide messenger RNA. RefSeq lists its product as hypothetical. The annotation marks the transcript as partial. Gene Ontology annotation, biological process: G protein-coupled receptor signaling pathway. Gene Ontology annotation, molecular function: peptide binding; G protein-coupled receptor activity. The record is from RefSeq and is a predicted model, not a curated record. The transcript has 5 exons. Gene Ontology annotation, cellular component: membrane. NCBI's taxonomy places the organism in Eukaryota, Metazoa, Mollusca, Gastropoda, Lottiidae.